AUGUAUGAAGCGACAGUUCCCCCGCCACUGGCAAUUGAGAUCCUCACUCAGCCAAAUGAAAAGAAAGAUGCCCUCAAAUUGGUCGUCGAUAGCGUAGCUCAGCAGCGACAGACAGCCUCACGCGCCCUCAUCUUCCACCCUGUUGCUCUUUCCAUCUUCACAGCGGUUGUCGCAAUCGCGCACUAUGGCGCCAAUGUUGGCAAAGACAUCACCACCAUGAUAACCAUCUACCCCGGCAUCGUAAUCACGUACCUCGUGGCCAUUCGCUACUUCACCAGCUCAUAUAUCCGCAUCGCUGAGGAAACGGAUUGGCUGGACUGGCUCAAGAGCAACGAUGUGGAAGACAGCAUAAUCGGAGCGCGUUUCGGGGAGGAGAUUAUCGGAGCUGUGAUUCUUCGCCUCAACAAAAGCAACAACACAGCGCUCAUUCGUGGAUGGACAACAAAAUCGAGGUAUCGACGUCGAGGACUCGGCGGGGAUGUGCUUCGCGAGAGCAUCAAGAUCGCCAAGCAAGCGCUAGGCAGAGACUGCACUGUGGAGUUUGCAGCCGACCAUGCAAACAGCCAUAUGCCGUUCUACGCGAUCUUCAAUGGUCCAUUUCUGGCACGACAGGCUUCGGCGAAGAAGGCACUUGCUGCUGCGGUGAAGGAUUGGGAGGAGGGUAAAGAGGGACCUCAAUGA
This is a messenger RNA of Fusarium sp. VM40, 681 nucleotides long. The record is from the annotation of a GenBank genome assembly. Lineage: Eukaryota; Fungi; Ascomycota; Sordariomycetes; Hypocreales; Nectriaceae.